Oncorhynchus keta (chum salmon) is the source of this 949-nucleotide messenger RNA. RefSeq lists its product as uncharacterized. The record is from RefSeq and is a predicted model, not a curated record. The coding region runs from base 11 to 949 and encodes 312 amino acids. NCBI's taxonomy places the organism in Eukaryota, Metazoa, Chordata, Actinopteri, Salmoniformes, Salmonidae. The transcript has 5 exons.
UUGUAGACUAAUGACCAGGCCCUACACCCCAGGUUGUAGACUAAUGAUUAGGCCCUACACCCCAGGUUGUAGACUAAUGAUUAGACCCUACACCCCAGGUUGUAGACUAAUGAUUAGGCCCUACACCCCAGGUUGUAGACUAAUGAUUAGGCCCUACACCCCAGGUUGUAGACUAAUGAUUAGGCCCUACACCCCGGGUUGUAGACUAAUGAUUAGGCCCUACACCCCAGGUAGUAGACUAAUGAUUAGGCCCUACACCCCAGGUUGUAGACUAAUGACUAGGCCCUACACCCCAGGUUGUAGACUAAUGAUUAGGCCCUACACCCCAGGUAGUAGACUAAUGAUUAGGCCCUACACCCCAGGUUGUAGACUAAUGAUUAGGCCCUACACCCCAGGUUGUAGACUAAUGACUAGGCCCUACACCCCAGGUUGUAGACUAAUGACUAGGCCCUACACCCCAGGUUGUAGACUAAUGAUUAGGCCCUACACCCCAGGUUGUAGACUAAUGAUUAGGCCCUACACCCCAGGUUGUAGACUAAUGAUUAGGCCCUACACCCCAGGUUGUAGACUAAUGAUUAGGCCCUACACCCCAGGUUGUAGACUAAUGAUUAGGCCCUACACCCCAGGUUGUAGACUAAUGACUAGGCCCUACACCCCAGGUAGUAGACUAAUGAUUAGGCCCUACACCCCGGGUAGUAGACUAAUGAUUAGGCCCUACACCCCAGGUUGUAGACUAAUGAUUAGGCCCUACACCCCAGGUAGUAGACUAAUGAUUAGGCCCUACACCCCAGGUUGUAGACUAAUGAUUAGGCCCUACACCCCAGGUUGUAGACUAAUGAUUAGGCCCUACACCCCAGGUUGUAGACUAAUGAUUAGGCCCUACACCCCAGGUUGUAGACUAAUGAUUAGGCCCUACACCCCAGGUUGUAGACUAAUGAUUAGGCCCUAG